GAGUUCUAGUACCACAACUAUACAGAGCAGUGAUGAAGAGAUAGAUGUUCAAGGUCAAGUGAGAGGUAGGGGCAGAAACCGUGGAAGGGGGAGAGGUGUUCGAGGAAGAGGCAGAGGAGGCAGGGGGAGAGGUAGAGGAGGCAGGGGAAGAGGUAGAGGAGGAGGACCAUCAAGAGAUGAAGUUGCCCUUGAUCAAAUCAAUAGAAGGAGUGAAGUUUUACGGGAACACAUUUCAAUUAUGGAGGUGGAUGAACUUCGAGAACUGUGCCUAACGAUGGCAGAAAAACAACCUGGUCUAGUUCACGAUAUCAUGCAUCCUCCUACCCAACAAGGGGGCUACCACCCACAACCUGGCGGGACUUGCCCAAACUGGUGUGUUUGUGGAAAUUGCCGGCAGAUGCCAACAGAAAGGGAGAAAGUGUGCUGUGGGAAAGAGCAAUGCAUAACUCUUUUACCAGACUUCUCGGUGCUAAUUCUCGAUGAAGCUGUGCUAGCCCUUGCCAGACUAUAUAGGAGAGACAUUUUGGUCUUCAAUGAUGAAGUGGACGAGAGAAAAGGCAACCGUCACCAAGCGUACCGACAGUAUAUCUUGUGGACCUAUGGCAGACUAGGUGCAGGGGACAGACGGGUCAUUCCAUCCUGCGCGGUUUGGUCUAUUAGAGACAAGUUUCCUGACCCUUUUGGUCAAUACACUGGAUUUGUUGCAGGGCGAAUAUAAAUGUACAUAGCCAAAUAUAAUAUAUAUAUAUGUGUUUGUAAAUGUAAUUGUAUAUAUACUAACCUUAAAAUUAUGAUAGCCAGUUGUAUAUUAUUUUAAUACUGCUAGUCCAAUAUUGUUAUUCUCUAUAAAUAUCCUAGAUUUUUUUUUUUUUUUUGGUAUUGCAACUAUGAAGUUGAAAUAUUUUUACAUCCUCGUAGCCAUGUUUAAAAAUUUACCUAUAUCUUAGUAAAAAUGAACUAUUAUCAGUCACUUUUGAUUUUUUACACAUUGUUCAUAUCUUUAUCAAUAAUCUGUUGUGGUAAAAGAUUGAAGAAAUUGUUGUAACAAGAAUAAAUUUUCUAGGUCUUUUAAA
Molecule: messenger RNA, 1073 nt
Organism: Ostrea edulis (European flat oyster)
Lineage: Eukaryota; Metazoa; Mollusca; Bivalvia; Ostreida; Ostreidae
Product: P2X purinoceptor 7-like
Exons: 3
Coding region: 239-718 (159 amino acids)
Source: RefSeq, a predicted model, not a curated record